Molecule: messenger RNA, 1458 nt
Organism: Babesia ovata
Lineage: Eukaryota; Apicomplexa; Aconoidasida; Piroplasmida; Babesiidae
Product: 2-C-methyl-D-erythritol 4-phosphate cytidylyltransferase
Exons: 1
Coding region: 1-1458 (485 amino acids)
Molecular function (GO): 2-C-methyl-D-erythritol 4-phosphate cytidylyltransferase activity
Source: RefSeq, a predicted model, not a curated record
AUGUGUUUUUCGUUGUGGCGAUUUGCUCUAAUACUUGCUUUCUGCACGGUUGUUGAGGCCUUUAACUUGCAUAAACCGUUACACGAGCCAAAGUCGAUACGCAUCGGUGGGAGCUGGCAAUGGUCUGCCGGUAGGAGGGCAGCUCGCAAUGACUGCAUCAGUUCCGCUGCAAAAGACCUGAGCAAGUCAGCACUAUGUGCAAUCCAGCCAUUUCACGCUGGAUGUGUACCUCCGUCUGCGGGUACACCGCUGCCUGUCAAGGCUAUUCUGCUCUGCGGCGGUGUCGGAGAACGCAUGAAAAAUUAUCUGGAUCGACUGCUUCAACCUUCUAACGCGGAAGCAAGCCUGCGCGCUGAUUGCCCCCCUAGCAAGCAAUUCGUCUUUCUGAAUGGGGUGCCGGUGUUCAUUUACUCGCUGUCGGAGCUACUGCAUUCGCCUGUGAUCAGUGAAGUGACUAUCGCAACAAAGCCUGAGUGGAACCUAAAGGUCCUAGAGCUGGUAGACUCAUAUGCUGGGCCGUUGCUGGAAAUAAUUGAGACGAAAGCUGCGUCGUGCAAAAACCCGUCUGAGACAAAUUCGGUACAGGAUGGAGCUGUAAAUUCGCCGACAGCGGAAACCAGUGAUGUCUGUGAGGAUUCUCCAUGUGCAUCACCGUCGCAACAUGAGAAAGGAUGCAGUAUUUCCGACACAUCUUGCAAAAGUGAGCCUGUUGGGGAGGAUUCUCAAUCGGCGCCGGAGUUGUCCAGGGUAAAGGCUUUGGAGAUAGACGCUGCCCGCAGGUCGGAAUAUGAAUCCCACCUCCGCAGAUACCCCUACUUUGUUUAUGAUUUGUUGGCCCGCCGUUGCGUACUCAACAGCGAUGCAAAGUGGUCGGAUGUUCUGGAAAAGGCAAUGCAUGGGUCUGAUGCCAAGCGCUACAAGUUGGUGUGUCUGUGCGUCAGCGGUGAUAACCGGCCGUGGUCAGUUUACAAUGCGUUGCGCCGCAAGAAUGCGCUGGAUGCGCGAAUGCCAGGGUGCUGCAGAGCUGAGUACAUAGCCCUGGUGCACGACUCUGUACGCCCGCUCUUGCGUCACGUUGACCUGGAGUCACUGGUGUCCACCGCCCGCCAGCUUGGCGCUGCAGUGCCCGCCGUGCCGGUGACUGAUACCAUCAAGGUAGCAGCUAACCAUUCAGGCAGAACGGUAGUAUCCAAUACACCUGAUAGGUCCACCCUUUUCGCAGUACAGACCCCUCAAGCCUUCCAUUCAUCUCUGUUGAAGAGGGCCUACGCUACAGUGCUGGGAUCUGACGACGCGGAGCCUCCGCCGCACCUCACCGACGACGCUAGCUUCGUGGAACAACUGGAAGGAAAACGAGUGGCGUUAGUCCCCGGUCAUCGAGUAAAUGUGAAGCUCACGAACUGGGAGGACAUCGGUGCAUGCUCCAAAUACCUGCGGGAUACAUACUUUCGGGAAUAA